Myotis brandtii (Brandt's bat) is the source of this 436-nucleotide messenger RNA. RefSeq names its product SH3 domain-binding glutamic acid-rich protein-like. Lineage: Eukaryota; Metazoa; Chordata; Mammalia; Chiroptera; Vespertilionidae. The transcript is spliced from 4 exons. The record is from RefSeq and is a predicted model, not a curated record. Bases 113 to 436 code for a protein of 107 amino acids.
UUAUUUUCUUGUCUCUAAGGUGUGAGUGGUAGUGACUGUCCGACUGACUGAGGUCACAGCGCUGUUGCAAAGAUAAAAUGAGGGAUGGAGACAAAAUAACUGGGAUAGUUAAAUGAUGUUGAAAUGCAAGCUAUUAUAUCCUCAAAGAAAUUCUCACACUCUUUCAAUCCGUCUGAUGCAGGCGACAAAGCCGCCCGAGGAAGAACCGUCCCUGCCCAAUGGCGAGGUCGUGGGCGAGGCGCAGAGCCCCGCAGAGGGGACAGAGAAGGCUGGAGAAAGUGGAGAAAAUGAGGCACCAAAAGAGGACAAGGAAGAUGAGGGCGACCUCACCGAAGCCCAAGCGGAGAAGGCAGGAGAGGUAACGGAGGAGGGAGCAGAAGGGGACGCGGAGGGAGAGGAAGUAGCCGCGCCGUUCCGGGGUGACACUUGUUCAUGA